Molecule: messenger RNA, 3785 nt
Organism: Toxotes jaculatrix (banded archerfish)
Lineage: Eukaryota; Metazoa; Chordata; Actinopteri; Toxotidae
Gene: tesk1b
Product: testis associated actin remodelling kinase 1b
Exons: 11
Coding region: 765-2831 (688 amino acids)
Biological process (GO): protein phosphorylation; positive regulation of stress fiber assembly; actin cytoskeleton organization
Cellular component (GO): cytoplasm; nucleus
Molecular function (GO): ATP binding; protein serine/threonine kinase activity
Source: RefSeq, a predicted model, not a curated record
CCCACAGCGAGGCAGGCGCAGAGGAGCAGCGGCGGGGACGUAAAACGAAACCACAGAAGCCUGUGUGCGUGAAGGCGGCGCACAAAGAUGAUUAAUUAGUAAAAUAAAGCCGUCGGUAACCGGACGCCGCAGCUGAUCCGGGCUCUGGGCUCAGCGGAGGACACCGGCGCGUGUGGAGGUUGUUUUUAGAGAAGGCCAGUUUUAAUAGGCUGCAGCGCCAGUGAGGCCGCUCUGUGCGCACUGGAAGUCCAGAAUUCAAUUGGUGGAACCAGGAGGGGAGCCCCGGCCUUUUCCACUGCGGGAGGAGCAGAGUUGGAGGAAACCGAGAGGGCGAGAGAGAGAGAGAGGCGCCGCUGCCAAGACAGCAGCAGCAGCAGCAGCAGCAGCAGCCUGCACAGUUUAGAGAGAAAACGGCACUGCCUCCUCUGCUGCACGGCAUGAGGGACUUCACCCAAACUGCGCACUGACUCUGCAGGAUGCACCGCUGCAGCUGCGUAGUUUGUUAAAGACAGACAGACACAAGCCUGUUCCGGACCAGUGCAGGAAUUUGACGGAGGAAUUAAGCCUAACCGGUCGCUGACCACAGCUGCGACAUUUGGAUUCCCCACUGAGCGUUUAUCAUUCCUGCCCUCCGGAGAGCCCUGCGCUGUGGCCUUGUAGCGGACAUGGGAAAUGUAAACAGUAGUCGGGCUGGAUUUUAAACUACGCACACGUCCCACGUCCUCCCCCCGCCCCCUCCUCCUUCUCCUCCCGGGGCGUCCGAGAUGGAGAUGGAGACGAGGGUCGAGCCGGAGCAGGAGGGAGAGGCAGAGCCGGCCAUGCACAGCGUCCACGGAACCAACCGGAUCAGACCGUCCUCCUACCGGGCCCUGCGCAGCGCCGUGUCCAGCCUGGCCCGCCUAGAUGACUUCACCUGCGAAAAGAUCGGCGCGGGGUUCUUCUCCGAGGUGUUCAAGGUGCAGCAUCGUGUGUCAGGCCAGGUGAUGGCCCUGAAGAUGAACAUCCUGGCCAGUAACAGAGCCAACAUGCUCAGGGAGGUCCAGCUCAUGAACAGACUAUCGCACCCUAACAUACUCAGGUUUAUAGGAGUGUGUGUCCAUGAGGGGCAACUUCACGCUCUCACAGAGUACAUCAACGGUGGAAACCUGGAGCAGCUGUUGGGCAGCGACGUGUACCUGUCGUGGAGCGUACGGCUCAGCCUGGCUCUGGACAUCGCCCGGGGACUGCAGUACCUGCACAGCAAGGGCAUCUUCCACAGGGACCUCACCUCCAAGAACUGCCUGGUGCGAUGGGAGGGGAGCGUGUGCUCGGCCGUGGUGGGAGACUUUGGCCUGGCGGAGAAAAUCCCAGAUUACAGUGAGGAAGAAGACCAGGAGCCUCUGGCUGUUGUCGGCUCCCCCUACUGGAUGGCCCCAGAGGUGCUCCGAGGAGAGGUGUAUAAUGAGAAGGUGGAUGUGUUUGCGUAUGGGAUCAUCCUGUGUGAGAUUAUUGCGAGGAUACAGGCCGACCCUGACAUCCUGCCACGCACUGAGGACUUUGGUCUGGAUGUGGAGGCCUUUCAGCAGAUGGUGGGAGACUGUCCUCCAGACUUCCUGGAACUGGCCAUCGCCUGCUGUAAUAUGAAUGCAAAGCUCCGUCCGUCCUUUUCCCAAAUCGUAGCAGAGCUGGAGAGGAGACAGGCUGAGAGGAAACAGAAGGAGGAGGCAGCACUCAAACCCGUUUCUCCAGCUAUUGGCCCUCUGCGACGGCGAUCCCUCUGCCUCCCAUCGGAUCCUCGCCUUUCCCGCAGCAAAUCGGACAUGCUCCACCCCCCAGACACCCCGCCCAGUGCUAUCCUGGCACCUCCCGCUCGGGUCAACCCCUUCUCUCAGAGGGAGGACCUCAAAGGCGGCAAGAUCAAGCUGUUUGACACUCCCAGCAAGUCGGUCAUCUCCUUGACCUUCACCCUGCCCCCUCCACCAGACUGUGACGACCCCUCUGCAUCUGAGACUGACGCCGUCGAUGUGCCCAGGAGGCACAGACGCUGCCACUCGCUGCCUUGCACGCCUCCUCCUCACCUCACGUCUGCGCCGAACACUGUCCUCACCGAAGAGGAGUCACCGUCUGAGAUAAACGGUGAGACAAACGGAGAAAGCGAGGAAGACACACUGUUAGGAGGAGAAAAGGAGAGGCAGGGGAGUGGGACUCACCUGGCAGGUGAUUCAGGUCUUCCACUGUCCCUUGAGCCCUUGUCACUGGACCUCCUGGACCAGGAAGGGGAGGAGGAGCCCAUGGACUGCACCAGCUCUCCGGACACACAGGACAGCACAUCAUCUCCUUACUCCAAACCCUCCUCUCCUCCCUCACACUCCUCCACUCCGCUCCAACCCUCCACCGCUCCCCUUUCUAACGGCUGGGGGUCUGCCAUCUCAAACGGGCCUCCGUGCUUGCCUCCCCUCUCUAAUUUGGACAACAACAAUGUGGUCGUUAGUCGACCGCUGGGAUGGAGCACCCCCACCACCAAUCCUGCCACCACGACCAACAACAACGGUUACCGCUCCCCCACCGGCGACCCUGCCGGCUCAUCCCCGUUCGGCUCCAGUAGCGGUCACUCUCUGGACCAGGAGGAGGUGAUCUCUUGUCCUGGCUGCUGCCUCGCCGGUCUCCGCUUCCCCUCUGUUUGUCUCAGAACUCCACCACGCAGAAACCCCUACAAGAACCUGAACGGGGAGCACGCAGCCUCACGUGGGCUGCUUUGUCCGGGACCCAAGGUCCUGCCGCCCUCCCCUACCCUCACGUCCACCACCACCAGCCUGGAGCCAGGACUCGCCUUGCCGGGGGCGCAGACAUAAACUCUGACUUCUGAACACCAAAUACGCGCAAGCAAAGACACGUGUGGAAACUCUGCACCAAAAUCUCUUCCCUGGAAUUUAAGUGGGUCUUCUUAAAAUUUGCACAGAUUUUAACACAGCAAUACCCUGCGUAUUUUCCAGACACACUCUUUGGUGCAGAGAGGUUCUGAGAGUCCAGAUUGGUUUCCUAAAACACACUCCAGCGCUUAGAAACUGGCUCCAUUUUCUCCAUGAAAGCUGUGGGUCAAGGAGCCGGCGUCUUUUUGUUUUUUUGUUUUUGUUUUUCUGUGUGUCGCCCUCUGCUGGGCUGAGGGAACCACACAACGUGAGAUGUCAGCUGUGCCUGCAUAGAUGUGACUGAUGAUGAUCGGCAGCAUCCAGAACUGAUCAGCAUGUAAACACUCCAGUUUUGGGGCCCAGCCGGUUCGAUCCUGUAUAUUUGCAGAUGUAAAGAUUCUUAUGACUGAUGAUGAUGAUGCUGAUGCUGAAUUGAGGAAUGUUAAGCUUAGUAUUAUUACUGUUGCAAUGGUUUUUUGAUGUUUGGUGCUGUUUCUCAAUGAACAGGCAAUUUUGCUUUAAUGUCUUUAAUUAUCAAGAGGUGUAUAGUGCACUGCUGAGGUCUGUGUCUGUAUCAUGGAGAUGUGUGAGUGUGUGUGAUGGUUCAGUGUGAGCUACUGGAUGUGUGUGUGUGAGAGAGAGAGAGGAAGGGUAAAACAGUGUGUGCUGUACACCAUUCUUAUGACUAUUUUUGUUGCUGUAUGAUCUCUUAUUGGCCCUUCUGGUUGCCUGGUUAAGCACUUCAGCUGUAUUACUGUUGUUAAUAAGGAAGCUAUUGAUAUCAUUAUUACUUUUGGGAAUGAAUGGUCAAAGACCUGCUUAAGAGAUGUACAGAUUCUUAUUAUUUAAAGAUGGCAUUGAAUAAAAAGAUAGAAUGCAGUUAUGUUCUCCUGAUGU